Molecule: messenger RNA, 4196 nt
Organism: Dendronephthya gigantea
Lineage: Eukaryota; Metazoa; Cnidaria; Anthozoa; Malacalcyonacea; Nephtheidae
Product: apoptotic protease-activating factor 1-like
Exons: 21
Coding region: 115-4170 (1351 amino acids)
Biological process (GO): regulation of apoptotic process
Molecular function (GO): ADP binding; protein binding
Source: RefSeq, a predicted model, not a curated record
GGCCAUGGCGCUUUCAUUUUAGUGUUGUGCAUAGAUUUCAUGAAAUACAAUUGAAAAGAAAGAAUGUUUUAUCGUUUCUGUUGACAUUUUUACUUCAUUUAAACCGAAAGUACAAUGAGAGAGAUACAUAGGCAACUACUGAUUGGAAAUAGGACUAAAAUCGUCGAUGAUCUGCUUGUGGAGGAUGUUUUGAUCGAGUUGCGAAGCAAGUUCAUUCUUGACCAGGAAGACUGUGAAUUGAUAAAAUCAGAAAAAACCAAUCGACAGAAAGCCGGAAAACUCUUAGAUUUGUUGCCCGCUAAGGGAUUUGGAGCAUUCGAAGCUUUCUAUGAGAGUCUGUUCGAUAAAUACCCGCACCUAGCCAGUUUACUUAAGAGCGGAAUUGGUAACGAAGGAAUCCCGGAGGACCAUGAUAGUCCUUUCGUCGUAAACAAUAAUGUACCAAGUGAAGGUCCAAUGACUGAAGACCACAAAGCCUUGCUUGAAUCCAACAGAGUUGCCAUUGUUGAAGAUCUUCUUGUGGAUGACGUUUUGAGCCAGCUUCUUUCACAAUUUGUCUUUGAUGAUGACGAUGUUGAGCUAAUUCGAUUUGAGAAAACAGCAAAACGACGAGCAGAUAAGCUCUUAGAUAUAUUAGUAAAGAGAGGAGAUAGCGCAUUUCAGCAUUUUUUGUCAGCUCUGAAAGAUCCUUAUCCUCACCUAGCAGAAUUACUGCUAGCGGAAAAUCAGCAAGAAAGAUCAAGGUUUCCUUCUGUUAAUGCUGAUGCCCAAGCAAUUGUGGAAUCAAAACUUUUAGCAGGAGGUGUCCCACAGCAACCACAAGUGUUCACCGAACGAAGACGGGAAAGAAAUAACUUGCGCACAGCGUUACGCUCUUUGAAAAACCGAGAUGCAUGGGUAGUGCUUCAUGGCAUGGCGGGAUGUGGCAAGACCGUCCUUGCAGCUGAUGCACUAAGAGAUGCCUUGCUGUUAGAUACGAUUUUCCCUGGGGGAGUGGUGUGGGCAGAAGUAGGACGUGUAGAUCGUCAAAGGUUAUUGAUGAAAAUGCAAAAUCUCUGCAUGCGACUUGAUAAGGACAAACACAGCCCUAAACCACAAAAUCUUGAAGAAGCUCGUGAGCGUCUUCGGAGUCUAUUUUCAGAGCAGCACCCACGUGCGCUGUUGGUUCUGGAUAACCUCUGGAGCGCUCACGAUGCACGUUUGUUUGACAUCCGGGCACGAGUGUUGGUCACCACUCGCGAUGUCAGCAUUGCAGAUUGCAUUGAAGUCACAAGAUGUCCUGUGCGUGUACCUGAUAAGUUCAGCUCCGAGCAAUGCAUGGAUAUUUUCUCCAAAUGGACCAACAAGCACGUGACAGCAUUACCAUUGGAAGCGGAUAAGAUCAUCGCGGAGUGCAACGGCCACCCAUUGAUGAUUAGCAUAAUUGGCGCGCUUCUACGGGAUCACCCGAGUCGAUGGGUUUAUUAUUUCACGCAACUGCGCAAACACAAGCUGGACAAGUUUAAGGCGACGACAUACCAAUAUGCAAACCCAAGUGAAGCUAUUGCAAUAAGCAUUGAUAACCUCGACAAGGAAAUACGGAAGAUGUUUUAUGAUUUUGUCAUAUUUGACUCCUCCAUUAAAGUUCCUAUCUCCGUGUUUUGCUUGCUUUGGAGUGAAAAAGAUGAAGUGGAAGUGGAGGACAUCCUGGCUGACUUGGUCAAAAAAUCUUUGGUGAACACAACACAAGGUUCAGAUCCUAAUGGCGAGAGCGCUGGCUUUGGCAUACCCAAUAUUCAAUUCGCUUACAUGUUGGAAAACUGUGAUGAUAUUGAGGCUCGUCACAGGCGAUUGGUUGAAUGCUACGAGGCGAAAUGCAAAGGUAAUUUUGCAAGCCUAGCGGACGACGGGUACAUCUACUGGAAUCUCGUUCAUCACAUGUUAGAGGCAAAACUGGAAGGGAAAGCAAUACAACUACUCACAAAUCUAGCUUGGGUUAUAAGAAAACUUCAAGUCACUGGACCAGCAGAUAUUAUUGAUGAUUACAUAAAAGUUCAUAAACUUAUCCAGGAAGAAGAGAAGGACGAAUUCAAGAAUCUGAAUGAUUUUUAUAAUUUUGUACGAACCAACGCGCACAUUUUUGCAAGUCGCCCGAUGCCUGAUGUCGUUCAAACAGCCCUGAAUGAAUCCACGAAUAAUGAUGUUUACAAGCAAGCGAAAGAAGAAGCUCUGAAACGAUCGAAGAAAGGAAAACUUUACUUGGAUUGGUGCAACAAAGAGAGUUUAAACGCUCAGUCUUUUGAAACUUUCGAAACGACAUUUAAACCUCACGGAAGUGGGACCAUUCACUGUUGUGUUUUUUCUUCGGAUGGCAAAACUAUCCUCUCUUCAUCCUCAGAUGGAACAGCAAAGGUUUGGGAUGCGAUGUCUGGAAAAUUACAUCAUUGUCUGGGUGGUCACGAUGAUGUGGUCAUUUGUUGUGCUUUUAAUAACGACAACACUAAAGUCUUAACGGUAUCCCAUGACAGAUCUGUUAAGAUAUGGCGGCUUUCUGGUGCCCAGAACGAGCUGAAACUCACGUACAAAGAUCACAAACAGGACAUACACUGCGCUGCAUUUUCACCAGUGGGAAAGGAGGUCAUUUCCUGCUCAUCUGACGGCGCAAUUCGGGUUUGGGACUGUGAGACAGGAGUCACCAAUGCUGUAUGCAUGGGUCAUUUGGGUGUUGUACGAUGGUGUUGUUUUUCUUCUGAUGGUGAAAAAAUUGCGUCAGGCUCUGAUGACCAAACCGUCAAGAUUUGGGAAGCUACCACACGCGUCUGUUUGAUUACCACUGACAAACAUAAUGAUUUCGUGUCUUACUGCUGCUUCAGUCGUGACAAUAGUUUGGUUUAUGCUAGUUCAUCAUCGUAUAUUUGGAUAUGGGAUAGCACAUCUGGGGAAAAAACAGGAUGCAUUGAUAUUAAAGGCCAUGUCUUGGCGUUUGCAUUAUCACCCGCUGGAGACAAGUUAGCCGUAGCUUUAUCAGAUGCGGUUGUUCAGCUUUGGGACAUUGACACCAAGAAACAGUUAAACGUUUAUAGUGGCCAUAAAAACUGGGUUCAUUCUGUUGAUUUUUCUCUUGACGGUACUCAACUGGUUAGCGGUUCUGCCGAUGAAACCGUCAAGGUUUGGCCAGUUGACACGACCGCCUUUGCAAAAAAAGUUCGACUGAAGAAAGUAUUUGAUGUGUUCUUUAAAGACGAUCAAAUACUUAUUGCAAUCGCAGAUAAUCAAAACACAGUCAGGAUUUUCACGGGAUUACAUGGAAAGGAAUCGUGCUCUAGUGAGGCGUUCGACGCCAUUAUCACUUGUCUGGUAUUUUUACUGGAUGGAAACCGAGUUGCAAUUGGUUUAGAGUUCGGAAAAAUUGUGAUCCUAGACGUAGAGAGUGGCAGAUCAUUGCGUACACUCUCUGGACAUAGUGGAAGAGUGUAUUCAUUAACCAAAAACAAUUCCGGUUCCAUAUUACUGUCUUGCUCUGAAGACAAGACAUUCAUGACGUGGGAUGCCGAGUCAGGAGAAGCAUUGUUGAGUAAAGAACAGAGACAUGAAGAGGAUGUGACUUUGGCUUCGUUCAUUGAUCAAGAUAGACGUAUUGUAACUGCUUCCAAAGAUGGUACAGUUCAGGUGUGGGACAGUGCGCUCGGAAGUCGUCUGUUUACAUGUGUUCAUGAAAGCAGAUCUUGGGUACUGGCGUGUGUAGUAUCACCGGAUGAUACGAAAAUUGUGACUAGCUCUGUUAAUUCUGUUGUCAAGGCUUGGGAUGCUUCAACUGGUCGAGAACUAUUCACGUUAUCUCCCGACAGAGAUGUGUUAAGAUCUUUGGCUGUCAGCGAUGAUAAUAAAAUAUUUGCAAGUGGAAGUGAUGAUGGAACAGUUGAGAUUUCCAGUCUUGUCGAUGGACAUAAAUUAGCCUCGUGUACAUCUCACAAAGGGGCUUGGGUGACCGAUAUCGUUUUUGGAAAGAAUAGUAAUCAGUUGGUCACAGUUGGUAAUAAUGUACAGUGGCAUCAGAGAGAUGGAAAGUUGCUUCAACAAUUCUUCAUCAAAGGCAGCCACUUACGUCGUAUAAAAUGUUCUCCGGAUUUUAAAACAUUUAUUACCGUCGACAACGUGGGAGUUUUAUACAUACUAAAAGUCAUCGCUUAAAAGUAUAACCAAAUCAAUUUGAAUCU